AUGUCCUUUCUUCACACGCAUUCGAGCGAGUGUUUAAAGAGCGAACUCGAUCUCUUUUCUUUACCGCCCACACAAACUAGUAUCGAGAGUUCGCAAUGGAUUCAUUACAAACCCGUGACUUCGCUCUCGGACGAUUCCCCGAUAGAAUUCGUCAUCCCGGGUCACGGAGAAGAAUAUUUAGAUCUCACGCACACCAUGUUAAGUCUUCGCGUACGCGUAGAAACGUCGGGCAAUUCCACGGGGCAUACUUCGGGCGCAGCCGUCACGGCCACUAUAGGCCCCGUAAAUCAUUUACUUCAUUCCAUGUUCAAUCAGAUCGACGUGUAUUUCAAUCAAAUGCUCGUGUCGCCUCCAAACAACGCUUACGCGUACCGCGCGUACAUCGAGGCGUUAUUAAAUUAUUCUUCACCCGCAAAAACUUCCCAUCUAACCUCCUGUCUAUGGGACGCGGAUACACCCGGUCAAAUGGACGAACCGGUGGAAUCAAAAUCGCCAAAUUCCGCUCUCGUGAGACGCGCGCGUUACAUUCACGGCGGUCGAGCGCUAGAUCUUGUAGGGCAUCUCCAUUGCGACAUUUUCAGUCAAGAUAAAUUUUUAAUUAACGGUGUAGAAGUACGCUUAAGGCUCGUUCGUUCGAAAGAUUCGUUUUGUCUUAUGGACAGUAACGGUUGA
Messenger RNA from Formica exsecta, 672 nucleotides. RefSeq lists its product as uncharacterized. Gene Ontology annotation, cellular component: cytosol. Gene Ontology annotation, molecular function: ribonucleoside-diphosphate reductase activity, thioredoxin disulfide as acceptor. The coding region runs from base 1 to 672 and encodes 223 amino acids. The transcript has a single exon. Lineage: Eukaryota; Metazoa; Arthropoda; Insecta; Hymenoptera; Formicidae. Gene Ontology annotation, biological process: deoxyribonucleotide biosynthetic process. The record is from RefSeq and is a predicted model, not a curated record.